CUAUUGUCGGGUUCGUAGCUAAUCCGCAUCCAACUUUUCCACGGAAUUAGAGUAACGGUUGUGGAAUAACCUCGUCCAACAACCGUCGCAGAGGACCUGCCCUGAAGAAAACCCUAGAAAAACAUCCAUCCAUUAGAGAGAGAGAGAGAGAUGACAGAGAAGGCGAAGCCAAGGCAGGCGAGGUGCCUGUACGAGAUCUUGGGCUUGCCAAGGGACUGCACGCAGGAGCAGAUCAGGUCCUCAUACAAGCGCCUCGCUCUCCAGCUCCACCCCGACAAGCUCAUCUCCUCCGGCACCGUCUCCGAAGAAGAAGCCACCUCCGCCUUCCAAUCCCUCCUCAACGCCUACCAGGUACUCUCUGACCCCCGUGAGCGCGCUUUCUACGACUCUCACCGCUCGCAGAUCCUCUUCUCCGAUCCCAAUUCCUCUUCUUCCUCCUCCUCGCCUUUCGGUGGGCCCCACAUCGACGUUCCCCACCUCUUCCCCUUCUUCUCCAAUUCCGCAUACUCGUCCUUCUCGGACACUGGCAAGGGCUUCUACAAGGUCUAUGCCGACAUAUUUGACAGAAUCUACGCCCAGGAGCUUUCCUUUGCUAAGGAGCUGGAAUUGGGGCCCGAUGCAGUGGGCCAGGCGCCGUCCAUGGGCAACCUAGACAGUCCUUAUGCACAGGUAUCUGCGUUUUAUGGCUUCUGGCUGGGGUUCUCAACGGUGAUGGAUUUCUCGUGGGUCGACCCAUACCGGUCGUCAGCGGGGCCCACACGGAAGGCCAGGCGUGUCAUGGAGGAUGAGAAUAGGAAGGCAAGGAAGAAGGCAAGGAAGGAGUUCAACGAGAUGGUCCGCAGCCUGGCAGAGUUUGUGAAGAAGAGGGAUAAGAGGGUGAUUGAGAUGCAGAUGAAGCGUAAUUUAGAGGAGGAGAAGAAGCGGGCGGAAGAGAAGGAGAGGAAGAAGGAAGAGGCGAGGAAGAAGAUGGAGAAGGCGAGGCUGUACGAAGAGCCCGAAUGGGCGAGGGUUGCAGAAGAAGAAGAUGAGGAGGAGAUUGCAGAUGAUGUGUUUGAUGAUGGGAAGAAGAAGGGGGAAAAGGAGUUGUAUUGCGUUGUAUGUAGUAAGAAGUUCAAGUCAGAGAAGCAGUGGAAGAAUCACGAGCAGUCAAAGAAGCACCGAGAGAAGGUUGCAGAGCUGAGGGAUUCAUAUAAAGCAGAAGAAGUAGAUGAGGAUGGGGAAGAAGAGGAAGAGGAAGAGGUUUUGGGCAAUGGUCAGGAUGCAGGCCAUGUGGGUUUUGGUAGUGAUGUGCAGGCAGAUGACAAUGUGUAUGAUUUGUGUGCAAAAUUUAAAGUUGGGGUAGAUUUUCGGAAAGAAAGAAGUAGGUUUAGGAGUUCUACUAGAGACCAGAAAGGUCAAGAAGAGGGCAAUGAUUCUUUUGGGAGUGAUGAGGAAGAGAGUAUUCUUGAGGCGAUGGUUUCGGGGCAUAGGAAUAGAAAGAAUACAAAUGCAAGCCAACCCAAGCCAUCACCGAUGUCUCGUAGUAAUGUUUAUGGCGAUGACAAAGAUGAGUUGGGGUCCAUGGAAUAUGAUACACGGAAAAUCAAUCGCCGGAAUCGAGUUUCAAAGAAAGCAGGCGGAACCAAAUCCAGUGCAGAAGAUCCUAGAGUUGAGGUAGAUGUGCCUGAGAAGCAAGUGAAGUCCAGUUCAAUUGAUAGUGAAGUUCUGGUUGAUGAAUAUAAUGCGGAUGAUGUUUCCCCUUUGCCGGAGUCUUCUUCCCAUUCAAUUGAGGAGAUUGGGGUUGAGGAGAUUGGGGCGAAUAGCGUGGGUGAUCAGACAUUGAAAAAGAAUCGAAAGGUUAACAAUCAAUCUGUUGAUAGGAAACUCGAGGGCCAGAGGGAAGCAAACAUUAAGUCACGGAACACGUCAAAAGGAAAGAAACAGAAGGCAACAUCAAAGACAUCUAGCCAUUCAUGUGAGAUGUGUGGGGAGGACUUUGAAUCAAGGAAUAAAUUGCACAUCCAUUUGGGGGCCACGGGCCAUGCUGUGUUGAAAUCACGAUGAAGAUUAAAGAAUCAUCAGUUGAAAUUUAUAGAGGUCGAAAAAAAAAUCAUCAGGGCAGAGGUUGGUAAUUACACUUACACAUAUUGCUAUUGGAUGGUUGUUAUGAGGCAAACAUGUCAUUUUGGAAUUUCAGAUCUGGCAUUUCAGAGAACACAAGAACCAGAUACUGCAUACAUGGUUUCAACUUUGUUGAGGUUCUUGCAUCAGUGCCAUUCAUGUUACAAUGAGGUUGGUCGGCUGUUUUUUUUUCCCCCUGAUAUUUUAAAUCUACAAAUGAGGGAGGUCAGUGUACUAUUUUUUGAGAAGAGGAAAAGGAAAGGAAGAAUUCAUGGGUAUUGAAUUUGCAAUGCGAGGUGGAUGUCUUGAAUCAUGACAUUUCCUGGUGGACCAUUUUUUUGUCUCUUUCCAGUUGAUUGCUUUGAACCACACUGGCUGGAAAACCCACAAAUUUUUAUGGUGGGAUAUGUAUUCUGAAUAUUAAAGCUUUCCUGCUCCCAUUCUGCAAUAAUAUUUAUUGUUUUUUUUC
Molecule: messenger RNA, 2569 nt
Organism: Magnolia sinica
Lineage: Eukaryota; Viridiplantae; Streptophyta; Magnoliopsida; Magnoliales; Magnoliaceae
Product: DNAJ protein JJJ1 homolog
Exons: 3
Coding region: 151-2043 (630 amino acids)
Molecular function (GO): nucleic acid binding; zinc ion binding
Source: RefSeq, a predicted model, not a curated record